Messenger RNA from Haliaeetus leucocephalus (bald eagle), 714 nucleotides. It is a transcript of the gene GEMIN7, whose product is annotated as gem (nuclear organelle) associated protein 7. NCBI's taxonomy places the organism in Eukaryota, Metazoa, Chordata, Aves, Accipitriformes, Accipitridae. The transcript has 2 exons. The coding region runs from base 1 to 714 and encodes 237 amino acids. Gene Ontology annotation, biological process: spliceosomal snRNP assembly. The record is from RefSeq and is a predicted model, not a curated record. Gene Ontology annotation, cellular component: SMN-Sm protein complex.
AUGGCGGAGUUCUCCCUCCUCACCGCAGCCCCGGGGGCAUCGCCCGGAGCUGAGGAGCCGCUACGCGGCGGGGAGGGAAGGGAAGAACGGGAACGGCCACCGCGGACCGGAGCGGAGCGGAGCCGCCGCCGCCGCCGCCGCCACCCGCCAGCACCGCAGCGGCCUGCGGCUCCGCCGCCGCACUUUCGCCACAGCGGCGGGGAAGGGAGGAAGGAGAAGCGGGGAAGUGAAAUGGAGGUGGAAGAGGAAGGGGCGGAGGGGGGGAACGGGGAGGGUAUAAGGCCCCACCGCUGGGUUCAGGGCCGUUCCGGCUCCGGGAGCAGCGCGGACGGCGGUGGCGAAUCUGCGGAAACGAAUCGAGCCACCAUGCUGGUGCCGGUGGGGGUCCUACGCCUGCCACGGGGUCCCGAAGGUUCCAGCCGAGGUUUCAACCCUACUUCACCCCGAUUCCAAGCGUUCCUUGGGGAGCAGAUAAUGGUGCAGGGCGUGCGGGCAAACCUCCGGCAACGUUACCUGCGGGCACUGGGGGCUGCCCGGGGCCAUCCCACCCGAUUUUACCUCCGGGCGGGGGUCCAGGUGGACGCCGUUUUCGGUGCCGCCGAUGUGGACGCCGUGGCAUUCCAGGUGGACACCCUACGGACCCCCCUGGGGGUGCAAGCGGCCGCACUGCUGCGUUACACCGACGUCCUCGCCUACACCUUCCCCCUCGAGUGA